AUGUCAAAUCUAAAAAUGAAAGAGGCAGCACUUAUCUAUCUUGACAGAAGUGGAGGGCUCCAAAAGUUUAUAGAUGAUUGCAAGUCCUACAAUGAUUCCAAACAAAGUUAUGCUGUCUAUCGAUUCAAUAUUUUAAUAAAUCCCUCUGAUGUUGUUGAAUUAGAUGCUGAACUUGGAAAUCACAUUUUACAUCAGCCUUUAAAAGCUGCUCAAGUUUUUCAAUCAGUCUGUUUUAUUGCUGUUAAGACUCUCUCAUUAAUUGGACAAUUACAGACUGAAACUCAAAUUAAUAUAGUGCUGAAGUUAACACAUUUACCUCCUCUGCCAAGUUAUAGUCUUAAUUUUUGUGAGUUUCCAUUUGAUUAUACAUCUCAAAGAUUUUAUAUGAUGCAAGGAAUUGUGAUUGCAAUGACAACUGUAACCAAGUAUACACAAGGUGCAAGAUUUCUUUGUUCAGAUGAAGCAUGCCUUCUUUCAAAAGGAUUUCAGUAUAUAAGGGUGCAUGUGCCUGGUGCUACAGAAUCUGCAACAGUAAGAAAUGACUUUUUGUGUAAUCUGUGUUCAUCUCCACUUCAGGAAGACAGAAAAUUUAGAGUACUUGGUGAUAAACAGAUAGUUGAAAUAAUUACUACAAAGGCACUUCAUGCUUUUCAAGGAUAUUCUAACAACCAGCCAUUUAGGUUUCAAUCUCUUACAAUUUUUCUAAGAGAUGAAUCAGUGAAUAAAAUGAAUAUAGGAAAUGAGUAUAAAAUUAUCGGAAUUCCAACCUGUGUAAAAACUUUACAAACUUCUGUCUGUAUAGAGGCAAACAGCAUCACUUUUUGCAGUCCAAAAGUUCCUUCAGGAAUUAGCGACAAUUUCAGGUGUCUCCUCUCUUUGACUGCCAGCUCAUGCUGGAAGUUUACAGCAAUACUUACCAGUGCCUUUGCGUCACACAUUGUUCCUCCUGGGACUUACAAUUUGCUCAAGCUCUGUUUGCUGAUGAGUCUAGUACAGACAAGGGACUUUAACAAGGAAGUGGAAGAUUGCCUGGAUAUUUUAAUUGUAACAAGUGAUUCUCUACUUGUAGACAGGCUUUUGAAUUUUAGUAUAAACCUUGUGCCCCGUGGUAUACGUCAUCCAGUCUCUACUGAAAUUUUUCCUACUCUGUCCAGGAAUAAUUAUGGAACUGGAGCGGUUAGCAUUCAAGCUGGCAGUGCUUUGCUGGCUAAAGGUGGUAUCUGCUUUAUAGGAGACUUGGCUUCACACAAAAAAGAUAAACUUGAACAACUUCAAUCAGUUAUGGAAAGCAGAAACAUCACAGUAUAUAUCCCUGGAAAGAAGUCUGGGGAUGAUAUCGAUCAACAAAUGACUUUUCCAAUUCAGUGCAGUUUCUGGUCUUUCAUUGAUAUGGAUUCAUCAUCAAGGAAAAAUAUGCAGAAAACCAACACUCUAAUUGGUCAGAUGGAUUGCAGUUUAAUUCCAGCUAAUCUUGUAGAGGCAUUUGGAUUAUUGAUUAACUGUAAUGAAUCAUCUCCUUGCCACCCAUUUCUUCCUACUGUGCAACAUACUUUAAAGAAAGCCAUUGAUCCUGAAGGGCUGCUUUAUUUAGCUUCUAAACAGUUUACAACAGAAGAUUUUGAAAAGCUGCUGGCGUUUGCAAAGAAUUUGAAUGUAGAAUUCAACUUGGAGGCAGAAAGAAUGAUUCAUGGCUAUUAUCUAGCAAGUCGCAGAAUCAGAACUGAUUCUAUAUGUGGAUCAAAACUGUCAGCAUCUGCAUUAAAAUAUUUAGUUUCCCUAUCUGAAGCCCAUGCUCGACUAAAUUUAAGAAAUAAAGUGCUUAAAGAAGAUGUACUAAUUGCAGCCUUAUUAUUUGAAACAUCUCUCACAUUGAAAUAUGGGGCCACUGUAUUUUGUGUUGCUCCAAAUGCAGUAUUUCCAUUUGAAAUAUAUAAUGAAGAAUAUUUAGAACAAAGGGACAUCUAUCUGGCUCAGUGCCAACAACAGCUCCUACAGUUUAUUACCACAUAUGGACCUGGGACAGCUUUUUUUGCUAGUGAUGAAUAGACAAUCCGAGAAAAAUUUUCAUUUCUACUUCAGCCAUGGAAACAAUAUGAUUUUGAAGUAAUGCUUCAGCUAAUACUGUAUAUAGGAGUAUAUUUCCUAGUCAUUUGACAAUAUUCAAUAUCCACAGGUACCAGUUUUCAGAAAGUAGUUGCUUUAAAAAGUAUACAAACUCUGUAUGUAAGACCUUACUUUGUGAAUGAUAACAUUGGCGGGGCAAUGGUUUUCAAAUGUUACCUGUGAUGCAGUGAUUAAGAUGUUGCAGAAGACAUUUUUUGCCUUUCCAUAUUGAAAUUAUAUCCCCAAUUAAAACAAAUUAUUAUGGGACUCAGCAGGGGGAAAAUGAGAUUUAGUUAAAUCUUUACCCAGGUAGAAUUCAGUUCAGUUUUAGAACUUUUGUAAAUUCUUAAGUCCUGGACGGGCUGGACUAUCCAGUCAUUAUUUUCCUUACCAUAGUAAUUACUUGUACUAGGACCAUAUUACUUUUUUGUUCACAAGGGCAAAAGCAAAUUAACAAAAUUUGUAGGUCACAGAUGAAACCUGCAGUUGUCCCCCGCCUUUCCCAUGGGUCAUACUUCAAAACUCCCAAGUGGAUACCGGAAAGCAUGAAUAGUAGCAUACUUUUUUCCUAUACAUAUAUACCUUUGAUAAAGCUUCAUUUAUAAACUAGGCACAGUAAGACAUUUAAUAAAAUUAAUAAGCUAUAAGGGUUUCUGAACAAGUACUCAUGCCAUAAGACAGCUACUAAGUAACAGGCAGGCAAUGUAUAAUGUGGGUACACUGGAUAAAAGAAUGAUUCACUGAGAAUCAUGUGCAACUUAAAACUUAGGAAUUAUUUCUGGAUUUUUUCCAUUUAUUUUUGGACUGCGGGUAACUGAAACCAUGAAUAAAUGAGGACUACUGUACUGUGUUUCAGGUACAGCAGGUUCUGAAGGGAGGCCCACAGAGUUACCUAGUAUGCAGUAAUUAGGGCCUAUCCAGAAAUCCCCUAAGGCAAGAAAGGGUUUAAGAACUAGAUGGAAGU
Molecule: messenger RNA, 3067 nt
Organism: Phyllostomus hastatus (greater spear-nosed bat)
Lineage: Eukaryota; Metazoa; Chordata; Mammalia; Chiroptera; Phyllostomidae
Gene: MCMDC2
Product: minichromosome maintenance domain containing 2
Exons: 14
Coding region: 1-2046 (681 amino acids)
Biological process (GO): double-strand break repair via break-induced replication
Molecular function (GO): DNA binding; ATP binding; single-stranded DNA helicase activity
Source: RefSeq, a predicted model, not a curated record